Molecule: messenger RNA, 3231 nt
Organism: Chrysoperla carnea
Lineage: Eukaryota; Metazoa; Arthropoda; Insecta; Neuroptera; Chrysopidae
Product: facilitated trehalose transporter Tret1-like
Exons: 2
Coding region: 58-1464 (468 amino acids)
Biological process (GO): transmembrane transport
Cellular component (GO): membrane
Molecular function (GO): transmembrane transporter activity
Source: RefSeq, a predicted model, not a curated record
UAAUGUGUAAUUGGAAUUAAAUUUCGUUAUUUAAGAAAAAAUUAAAAUAAUUCGAUAAUGGCGGAAAAAAAUUCCACAUGUUUAACACCAAGGUGGCGUCAAUAUGCGGCUGUUAUUAUAUCAACCUUUGCAAUGUUUGCAUCUGGUAUGCAUUAUUCAUGGACAUCUCCAUCUUUACCAAAAUUAUUUAGCAACGAUUCCACAAUUCGAAUCAACACUGAACAAGGUUCAUGGCUAGCAUCAAUCAGUUUAUUAGGAGAUUUAAUCGGUGCUCCAGUCGGAGCAUUUAUAGCCGAUUAUCUAGGACGAAAAGAAGCUGUAUUUUUCAGUGUUACACCAUAUUUAAUUGGCUGGAUAUUAAUUGCCGUGGCUGAAUCAUAUCCAAUAUUACUUUUAGCCCGUUUCGUAGUGGGUAUAGGUGAUGGCUCUUCAUAUACAAUCUUACCCAUGUACAUUGGUGAAAUCUCCGAUAAUGAUAUUCGUGGUCGACUCGGGAAUUUCAUUCAAGUAAUGGCAGAUUUUGGUGCACUAUGCUUAUAUUCAAUCGGACCAUUUGUCUCGAUAAAAACAAUGGCGGUAAUUUCGUCAGUGAUACCUAUUUUAAUUUAUAUUGUAUUUCCAUGGUUCCCAGAAUCCCCGUAUCAUUUACUAAUCCAUGGUGAUUAUGAUAAAGCACGAAAAGUUUUACAAAAAUUUCGUGGACGUAUGGAAGUUGAUAAUGAAUUAAAAGAAAUGAAUAAAAUUGUCGUAAAACAAUCCGCUAUGUCCAGCAGUUGGAAAGAAUUAUUCGUAACAAGAAGUAAUUUGAAAGCGUUGCUAAUUUUAAUGGGAUUAAAAACCAUUCAACAAUUCAGUGGAAUUUCUGUGGUUUUAGUGUACACGGAACUUAUUUUCGAAUCUGCGACACAUAAUGGAUUAUCGCCAAGUAUAUCAGCAAUUAUUGUUGGUGCCGUACAACUUGUGUUCAGUUUCUUCUCAGCGGUCGUUGUUGAUUAUGUUGGUCGCAAACCAUUAUUGAUUGCAUCAAGUUUAGGAUGUGCUAUUUGUUUGGGAGGUCAAACAUUGUAUUUUUAUUUCCAAAAUCAUCCAAAUAUUGAGUAUUUCCAAUGGUUGCCAAUUACUUCCAUGAUUGGGUACAUUAUAAUGUACAGUUAUGGUUUGGGAGCACUUCCAUUUAUGAUGCCAAGUGAAUUGUUUCCAACGAAUAUUAAAGCCAAAGCAUUGUGCAUUAUGGAUGUUUAUUUAGCUCUGGCGGCAUUUGUUGUAAUUAAACUGUACUAUCCGACUGCCAUGAUGUUUGGAUUUUAUGUUCCUUUUGCAUUUUUCACAUUUUCAUGUUUAAUUUCCAUAUUCUUUAUUGUGUUUUGUGUGCCAGAAACAAAAGGACGUUCGUUAGAUGAAAUCCAAGAGAUUUUAAAAGGUAAAGGUAUCAAGGGUAAUCAAACUGCCCCAUGUAAAUGUUAGAAAAAACAAACAAAAAUAAAACUGUAAAAGUGAUUAUAAAAUAACGACAAAUUUAAUUAAAUGGUGUAGAAAAAAUAUGUACAAUUCGAAAAAUCGGGAACUUGAAUAGUUGUAAUGUGCCAAAAACUUGUGAUAAAUGUGCCAUGUUUGUUUCAUACCCAACAUAAUCGUACUGGUAAAAGACAUUUUAACUAGUUCCACUUAGAUUAAUAGUUAAAAAGACAUGGUUUUCCUGAGUCUCAUUUUAAUGAGUUCAACAUCUGCUUGGAGAUAGUUUUGUGUUUUCGUUAUAGAAUUAUAGACUACAAGUCCAUGCUAAAAAUUUUCGGGUGAAAUGACCCGCCUAGAAUCAUAUUGAAAAAGAUGCUCCUAUAUGAAAGUAAGUUUAAGCACUAUGUGCUUAACUCUCACCCCUACACCAGCAAAUAUGUACGGCAUUGCUUGAUACUAACUCUGCAUAAGUAUUCGAAGCGAACUACAUAAAUUACAUACAUAAAUGUUUGAUCUAAUGUCAAUUUCCAAAGCCCCGCAUGAUUUAUUUCUGUUUGGCAUUUAUGUAAUUCCCUUCGGCAACGCCGUACAUAUUUGCUGAUGCAGAAGUGAGACACUAAGGGGUGUGAUAUUUAUAUUCUCACCUGUACUCUCCUGUACCGCGAAAAACUGACGCCAUGGUGCUUAAACUUACUUUUACAUAUAGGAGCAUCUUUUUCACCCCAAAAAUUGUAGCAUGGGCUUGUAGUCUAUUAUCAGAAGACUUUGAAAUUUUUAAUAGUCAAAAAAUUUAUGAACUUUAAGUUGAAAAUCAAUGUGCCUUACUAUUUCUAGUCUUCAGAAGUUUAGAAUAAACCACCUUAAAAUUUCAAUAAUUUUAAUCACCAAGAUUGGGACUCUAUAACCUAGAUUAGAUUUUUAAAUUACGAAUUUAGUCAAGAUCUCAUCGCAAAGGGUUUAAUCAUUAAUCUUAAAUUAAUUAUUUAUAAAUAUGAUUCAUUAAUGAAGCUGUAAAAAAAAAUUCAAUAUAAUAGAGCGGGCACUAGAAGGAGUAUUCGUUUGCAAAAUACGAUGAAAAAAUGCAAGGUUAGCUAAGCUUGCAUUUUUAUUCCAUACAAUCCAAAGAAUGAGGAAUUCCACGGUGAACUUCUUUUUGACAGCUGUGAAAUGUAAACUUUUUGAACCAAGUAAGGUAAAUCUAAAAUUAUUACUUGGAGCAUUUUACGUCAAAAACCAUUUAUUGUGAUAUUUUCGUAUCUGCCACAUGCCCCAUUUCCGAAAUAUUGACAUUUUAAUAUUUGGAAAAACUUCGAAAGAGCCAUUUUCCAAUAUGAAAAACGAUUCUUUGAACAUCGGAUAAAUUUCUGAAGAGUAAUUACCGAUUACUUCAGAUUCCUCAAUUUUUAAUCCUGAAAAAUAUGGUAUAAUUCCCAUUAAUAACAUAAUGUAAAACAGGGAUAAUGUACUUUCAAUCUGAGGCUUUGCAAAUUGCGGCCUCAGAAUCUUAGGUUCAAAAACUUGUCAAAAAGAAAAAUUGAUUUAUAAAGAAUUAGAUCAGAUUUUAACCUGAAAACAUGGCUCGUGUCAUUCUUUGGGGUAUCCAGAAUAAGAAUGCAAGGUUAGAUAAUGGUUCUCGUAUUUUGAACAAGAAACUUCUUUCAACGCCGGUUCUAUGAAAUACAUCUUCAUAUAACUGGAUAGAGAAUCUCAUGUUUUAAAAUGGAUCAAAUUUGAAGUAUAAACCAGCACCUCCAAAUGAGUGGAUAGAACUAAAAA